AUGCCUCAACUCAUACCGUUCUACUUCAUGCACCUACUCACGGUAGGAAUCAUCGGGUUCAGCAUAGCACUGUACCUCAACGCUACAGUCACACUGCCAGCCAUACUCAAGCGAAAGCUAGUACGACAAACCAUAGUCAAGGGCUAG
Messenger RNA from Hemisphaericaspora subhashii, 147 nucleotides. The record is from the annotation of a RefSeq genome assembly. NCBI's taxonomy places the organism in Eukaryota, Fungi, Ascomycota, Pichiomycetes, Serinales, Debaryomycetaceae.